Molecule: messenger RNA, 4156 nt
Organism: Girardinichthys multiradiatus
Lineage: Eukaryota; Metazoa; Chordata; Actinopteri; Cyprinodontiformes; Goodeidae
Gene: grm8b
Product: glutamate receptor, metabotropic 8b
Exons: 11
Coding region: 917-3673 (918 amino acids)
Biological process (GO): regulation of synaptic transmission, glutamatergic; G protein-coupled glutamate receptor signaling pathway
Cellular component (GO): membrane
Molecular function (GO): group III metabotropic glutamate receptor activity
Source: RefSeq, a predicted model, not a curated record
UGUGUAGCUGCUGUAAACCUUUUCACCCAGCAGAUGGCGCGCUCCCUCCAUCUGUCAGCAGCUCUUUGCCAGGCUGCCACCUGAAGCGCAUUAACUCCAUGCUUGAUUGCACGCGCCGUGCUCCAUUUGCGCGCUCCGUGAUGAACGCAGUUGCCUACUCCAUCCGGACCGUGUUGUUUCUGUCUCUGCUCAGACCCGGGACUGGCUCUGUGAGAGCUGAACUUAACCUGAACCCGGCUGGUGUGCCGAAGCCUGGGAGUGUCUCGUGCUGCCUGUGACGUCGCCGCUCCUCAUCACAGGGCUGCGAGAGGCAAGGGAAAGCGCGCCCUUCUGUCAUUUAUUUGGAGCCAGCGGAACAUUUGAUGUGAGCAUGUGUAUUUAUGAUCAGUGACGACACUGAUCUGAGAGCAGCAAAGUCUGGACUAAGUUGAAAUCCUACCUGCAGGUGGUCGAACAUCCGCCUCUUGGGGGAAUUUACCGAAACUCCGUUAGAAUCAGCUUUUAGAACAACAGGAGCAGAGGAAGAGAGGACACUUCGGAUUUUCCCCCAUUGUUAUUUUCUAUGAAUGGCAGCGGUUGUAGAGACACGGCGGGAGAAUUAAGGGGAAAAUGUCCAAGUGAUGUGAAAAACUCCUGAACGCUGAAAACAUCUGGCUGACUCGGGAUACUGAGAGAGGAAACACCUGCUCCCUCUGCUGAGCUCAAAGGCUUUUGGAAGAAUGUGAAGCUGAAACUGCAGAGCUCUGAAGUUGUGCUCCAGUUAUGUUGACCACAGGGAUCAGUAAUAAACAAAAGACAUUGGUUCUGUAUGUGUAAGGCGGAUUGCUCACUAUCCAUGCUGUUCAUUUCCUGAUCACACAGUGGCACAUCACAGUUAACUGUGCCAUAGCUUCACUGAAGCUCCACUCACUCCAAAAUGGCUGAGGGUUGGAAACCAACCAUUUCUAGACGUUUCUUCUCACUGCUGUUGCUGAAGAGCUGCUGGCUACUAGGCUUAGCCUCCCAGAAGCCCACUGCACUGGCAAAUUUCCAACAGCCUAUCCAGGAGUACACCCACUCCAUUCGUCUUGAUGGUGACAUCAUCCUCGGCGGCUUAUUUCCCGUACAUGCCCGAGGGGAAAGGGGCGUCCCCUGUGGUGAGCUGAAGAAGGAGAAGGGAAUCCAUCGCCUGGAGGCAAUGCUGUUUGCUAUAGAUCUCAUCAACAAGGACCCGGACCUGUUGCCCAAUGUGACACUAGGAGCACGCAUUCUGGACACCUGUUCUCGCGACACCUAUGCCCUGGAGCAAUCACUAACAUUUGUCCAGGCGCUCAUUGAGAGGGAUAGCUCAGAUUUCCGCUGUACUAAUGGAGAACCAGCCAUCUUUGCCAAGCCAGAUAAAGUUGUUGGUGUCAUCGGGGCAUCAGCCAGUUCUGUGUCCAUCAUGGUUGCCAACAUUCUUCGACUGUUUAAGAUUCCUCAGAUCAGCUAUGCUUCCACUACCCCAGAACUCAGUGACAGCACACGCUAUGACUUCUUCUCUCGGGUGGUUCCACCUGACUCCUACCAGGCUCAGGCCAUGCUGGACAUUGUCACGGCGAUGGGCUGGAACUACGUGUCCACUCUGGCUUCUGAAGGAAACUAUGGCGAGAGCGGCGUUGAGGCCUUUGUCCAGAUCUCCAGAGAGUCCGGCGGUGUUUGUAUUGCUCAGUCCCUAAAGAUCCCUCGGGAGCCGAGACCUGGAGAGUUUGACAAGAUUGUUCUCCGACUGUUGGAGACACUUAACGCCCGCGCUGUCAUCAUGUUUGCCAAUGAGGAUGAUAUAAGACGAAUCCUGGAUGCAGCAAAACGCAACAACUUAACAGGACACUUUCUGUGGGUGGGCUCUGACAGCUGGGGCUCUAAGAUUUCUCCAGUGGUCCAGCAGGAGCAGGUGGCUGAAGGAGCUAUCACCAUCCUCCCAAAGAGGACGUCUGUGGAUGCUUUUGAUCGUUACUUCAAGAGCCGAUCUUUGUCCAACAACCGGAGGAAUGUGUGGUUUGCUGAGUUCUGGGAGGAAAACUUUGGCUGUAAGCUGGGGAUGCAUGGCAAGAAACCUGGCAGCCCAAAGAAGUGUACAGGGCUAGAGAAAGUUGGCCGUGACUCCAUCUAUGAGCAGGAAGGAAAGGUGCAGUUUGUGAUGGAUGCUGUUUUCGCCAUGGCGCACGCUCUGCACCACAUGCACCAUGAGCUCUGUGCUGGGCACCCCGGCCUGUGCCCGGAAAUGGCCAACAUUGAUGGCAAGGAGUUGUUAGCCCACAUCCAUGCUGUCAGCUUCAAUGGAAGUGCAGGGACUCCUGUGACCUUUAAUGAGAACGGUGAUGCUCCUGGACGCUACGACAUCUUCCAGUAUCAGAUCAACAACACGUCCACAGCAGAGUACAAAGUUAUUGGACACUGGACCAAUCAGCUGCAUCUUAAUAUGGAGGCCUUGCAGUGGGUUACUGAUGACUACAUCCUGCCAGCCUCUGUGUGUAGCCUCCCAUGUCGAACGGGCGAGCGGAAGAAGGUUGUGAAAGGCGUCUCGUGUUGCUGGCACUGUGAGCGCUGCGAAGGGUACCACUUCCAGGCCAGUGAGUUCACCUGUGAGCUGUGUUCCUAUGAAAUGAGACCCAACCAGAACCGUACUGCCUGCCAGCCUAUACCUAUCAUCAAGCUGGAGUGGUACUCACCCUGGGCACUGGUACCUGUCUUUAUCUCUGUUCUGGGUAUAAUUACCACAACGUUUGUCAUUGUGACUUUUGUCCGCUACAAUGACACACCCAUUGUGCGUGCCUCGGGUAGAGAGAUGAGCUACGUUCUGUUGACGGGUAUAUUCCUGUGCUACAUUGUUACCUUUCCUAUGAUCGCUGCCCCUGAUGUUGCUGUCUGCUCCCUCCGUCGCAUCUUCCUGGGCCUCGGCAUGUGCUUCAGCUACGCUGCACUGCUUACCAAGACCAACCGCAUUCACCGCAUCUUUGAGCAGGGAAAGAAAGCAGUGACAGCACCUCGCUUUAUCUCACCAGCCUCCCAACUGAUCAUAACCUCCUCACUCAUCUCAGUUCAGCUGCUGGGUGUCCUUGUGUGGUUUGCUGCUGACCCGCCGCACACCUUUGUGGACUAUGGGGAGCAGCGCACUCAGGAUCCUGGGAAUGCUCGUGGUGUCCUAAAGUGUGAUAUCUCUGAUCUGUCACUCAUCUGCUCAUUAGGAUAUAGCAUUCUCUUAAUGGUCACAUGUACUGUUUAUGCCAUCAAGACUCGCAGUGUGCCCGAGACAUUUAAUGAGGCCAAACCCAUUGGAUUCACUAUGUACACCACCUGCAUCAUCUGGCUUGCUUUCAUCCCCAUCUUCUUUGGCACAGCACAGUCAGAAGAAAGGAUGUACAUCCAGACGGCAACACUGACCAUCUCCCUCAGCCUCAGCGCAUCCGUCUCUCUGGGCAUGCUCUACAUGCCCAAGGUGUAUAUUAUCAUCUUCCACCCUGAGCAGAAUGUUCCCAAACGCAAGCACAGUUUCAAGGCCAUCGUAACAGCUGCCACUAUGACCACCAAGCUGUCGCAGCUGGCAGCUGAGCGCCCCAAUGGGGAAGUGAAGACAGAGUUGUGUGAGGGCGUGGAACCUAGUGUGCUGCCUACAAAAACCAGCUAUGUCAGCUACACCAACCAUGCCAUGUGAGGAAACACCUGAAACAAUGGUGUCCCUGAACAUUUACCCUGCAGACUUCUGUCAGACUCGGAGAUCAUUUCUCUGUACAGUCAGAUGGAUCAGCGAGCUGUAGUAUAAACUGCAGAGCUGUGUUGUUUUUCAUCUUACAGAAGGCACGGAGCUGUCAUCACUGCUGCACAACAUAAGAUGAUCACAGCAAAAUAAAUAAAAAUAAUAAUAAUAAUAGGAAACAAAACAAUUUAAGAAAUUGUGUGGACCAACCAUAUUUGUUGUUGUAUGUAAAAACAAAAAAACACAAAAAACUUGGUUGUGGUUGUGAAAACCUCUGAAUCUAAUGAAGUCUUAUGUUGUUUGUUACCUGACCCAUAGACUGAGAUGAGUGGCUAACUAAGUGUUCACUUUGGUUGUGAAAGGUCUAUAAAUGCUACUGUGUAAUUGAAGCAUGCCAUUUUAUACAAAUGAUCUAUUUCUAAUAAAGGAAUGUUUCACACA